AUGGCAGUCACGGCAAGUCGCGUUGGGAUGUACUGGUGCCAUGCUGUCGAUGAGAUGGAAACAGGAGACCUCGGGAUGUGUUGCGAAUAUGAACACAAGCAUCUGUGUCCUGUGGCAUCUCACUGUUACCCCAUGUCGGCUACACAAUCGGAAAGCUUGGUUGUCAUCCCAUGGAUCCCCUUAGGGACCAACGGCUUGGGUAUCCUGGCUAGGCGUUGUGUUGGAUCUGGGGUUGGGAGAUACCGAAUGGACCUCUUCAUGCGAUCACCGCCGUUGGUAAAGGAUCCCAAUAUAAAGGUAGCCCUAGUCCUUUCAAGCGGCCUUCUCUCAUCUAGAGAAAUCGCCUUGUUCGAUAGUGCCUAUGCGUGUUUCCUUUUGACUACACUGCGGAUUCUAGCCCAUUUACUACCAAGCGACGAUAAGGUUACGCCACAGUCGUAUGCCCUUCAGGAACCCUUUCACUCUGUCAACUUCGGGCUGAACAGCAAUAUGUCGCUCGACUAUGAGAAGCAGCCGGUUGCUGCUAACGUUACGUCGCCCACCGAACAUGGCCUCUCUGAUGCUGUCAAGAAUCAUUUAAGUGAGGCUGCUGAUUUGUACGGAGACAUAGAGACUGCGGAAUCGAUGGGUUAUGUCCGUCGUGGUCUGAAGUCCCGUCACAUUCAGUUCAUUGCUCUUGGAGGAACAAUCGGAACGGGCUUGUUCCUUGGUAUUGGAAACGCUUUUGCCAACGCUGGUCCUGUCUCUGUCCUUCUCGGUUACACCAUCACUGGCUGUGCUGUCUUCGCCAUGAUGCAGUGUCUUGGAGAGAUGGCCACGUGGCUACCCCUUCCUGGUGCUAUACCACAGUACUGCGCUCGUUAUGUCGAUCCUGCCCUUGGUUUUGCUGUGGGCUGGAACAACUGGUAUCAAUGUGCCAUCACACUCUGUGCUGAAGUCUCCGCUGCCGCCGUUCUCGUGUCUUUCUGGGACCAGGAAGAGAAAUAUAAUCCUGCCAUCUGGAUCAGUCUCAUUCUUAUUACCAUCGUCGUUUUGAACAUCUUCGCAGUCUCUAUAUAUGGAGAGGCUGAGUUCAUCUUUGCCUCUAUCAAAAUCAUCACCAUCCUUGGAUUGCUUCUUGCUGGUUUUGUCAUCAUGCUUGGCGGUGCUCCCGAUCGUGAUCGCAGGGGUUUCCGAUACUGGAAAGAGGGUGCCAUGAAGGAGUACGUCGGAACGGGUGCCACUGGACGUUUCACUGGUCUUUGGUCCACCCUCGUCAACGCUGCUUUUUCAUACGGUGGUGUUGAGAUGGUGGCCGUCGCAGCCGGCGAGGCAGCCAACCCCCGCAAGAACAUCCCCAAGGCCGUACGUCGUGUCUUUUGGCGUAUACUGUUCUUCUAUGUCCUGGGAUCUUUCAUCAUUGGUGUUACUAUAAGUUCAUCUGACCCGCAGCUUACCGACGAGAGUGCCAAGGGUGCUCAGUCAUCGCCAUGGGUCAUCGCCAUGAAGAAUGCUGGUAUCCCUGUCCUGCCUCAUAUUGUCAAUGCUGUUAUAUUGACAUCGGCUACCUCCUCCGGCAAUGCCUUCUUGUAUACUGGCUCGCGUUACCUCUUCGGUGUUGCCCAGAACGGCCAGGCCCCUAAGUUCCUCCUCAAGUGCACCAGGGGCGGUGUUCCGAUUUACUGCGUUGUCAUCACGGCAUCUAUUGGUCUGAUAACCUACAUGUCAGUCAGUACUGGAGCGAAUAAGGUCUUCCUGUGGUUCCAGAAUCUCACCACCAUCGCCCAGCUUUUCACCUGGUGCUCGAUUUGCUACACCUAUAUUGGCUUCCGCAAGGCUCUUCUUGCACAAGGCGUUGAUCGCAACACUCUAGUGUUUAAAAGCGUGUGGCAGCCGUACACGGCAUGGAUCGCGUUCAGCUACUUUGCCUUGAUCAUCUUCUUCAAUGGCUUCAAGGUCUUCACUCAGACGCCCUGGGGCCCUGACCAGCUUACCAGCUUCUUCACUGCCUAUGUUGGUGUGCCGAUUUUCUUCCUUCUCUUCGGCUUCUGGAAGCUCUUCAAGCGUACCAAGGCGGUCGAUCCUGCUACGGCGGACCUUCAGUCCGGUAAAACGGCUCUCGAUGCUGAGUUAUGGCCUGAACAGAUUCCUCGCAACUUGUUCGAGAAGUUUUGGCUUUGGCUAUGUUAA
Molecule: messenger RNA, 2169 nt
Organism: Plenodomus lingam JN3
Lineage: Eukaryota; Fungi; Ascomycota; Dothideomycetes; Pleosporales; Leptosphaeriaceae
Biological process (GO): amino acid transmembrane transport
Cellular component (GO): membrane
Molecular function (GO): amino acid transmembrane transporter activity
Source: RefSeq, a predicted model, not a curated record